This is a messenger RNA of Trematosphaeria pertusa, 778 nucleotides long. Its product is annotated as mitochondrial F1F0-ATP synthase-like protein g subunit. Gene Ontology annotation, molecular function: proton transmembrane transporter activity. NCBI's taxonomy places the organism in Eukaryota, Fungi, Ascomycota, Dothideomycetes, Pleosporales, Trematosphaeriaceae. The transcript is spliced from 3 exons. The coding region runs from base 20 to 625 and encodes 201 amino acids. Gene Ontology annotation, biological process: proton motive force-driven ATP synthesis. The record is from RefSeq and is a predicted model, not a curated record.
GCCCUCUCCCAUGACAACGAUGUCUCUCGCUGCAUCACGCGCCGUACUGCGGCACUCGACAUUCGCCGUGCGGCGCGCGGGCAUCCGCAAUGCCUCGUCGACUUCCGAAGCUGCUGGCGCUGCGAAGGAUAAGGUCGGCGAGACGGCAAGCAAGGCGGCACAGGGACUUUCGAGGGUGACGAGCUCAGCUGGCGCGACAUUGAGCAAGGUGGGGAGUGCGACUGCGGGGACGCUGGGGAAGGUUGGGGGACGGACUGGGAGGUUGAUUGGGAGUGUGCAAGCACUGAUUCCGCGCGUCGUCUACUACUCCAAAGUCGGUCUCGAGCUCGGCAAGCUGGUAGCUCAGCAGCGAGGCAUGGCACCACCGAACAUGGCGACUAUCCAAAGUUACUUCAUGCCCGCCCUCAAUACCAUCCGUCACCCGAUGAGCCUGUUUAUCCGAGCGUCCGAAUCCGGCUCUGCACAACCCGUCAAUAUCCUCGCCCGACUCCGGAAUAUGUCUAGGGAACAAUGGCUAUCCGCCGGUGUUGUUACUGCUGAAGUCAUCGGUUUCUUCACUGUUGGCGAGAUGAUCGGACGAAUGAAGCUCGUUGGCUACCGCUCGAGCGCUCCAGCACACCACUAAGCGCAUCGCAAUCGGCAAGCAGAACAGAACUCGAAGCAACGAAGGCGAACUCUUCAUGGAUGAGCGCGGGGACGGAUAAAGAGUGGUCAUCCAAACGCUGAAACCGUAGAUGAUCCGCCGAUUGGCAGCGGAAGGGUUGGAAUUGUGCAGGUG